This is a messenger RNA of Penicillium taxi, 3336 nucleotides long. RefSeq names its product non-ribosomal peptide synthetase. NCBI's taxonomy places the organism in Eukaryota, Fungi, Ascomycota, Eurotiomycetes, Eurotiales, Aspergillaceae. Gene Ontology annotation, cellular component: cytoplasm. The transcript has a single exon. Gene Ontology annotation, molecular function: catalytic activity; phosphopantetheine binding. Gene Ontology annotation, biological process: amino acid activation for nonribosomal peptide biosynthetic process; secondary metabolite biosynthetic process. Bases 1 to 3336 code for a protein of 1111 amino acids. The record is from RefSeq and is a predicted model, not a curated record.
AUGCUGAAGGAACUUGAAUCCCCUGUGAAUGAUAUUAUAGAGGAAUAUAGCCUCAGUACCCAAGAUGUGUCUCUUCUAUGUCAGUGGACAGGAGAUGCUCCGAUGCGCUCCGAUGAUCUCGUGCACCGCCAGUUUAGCUCUGUCUCCAAUCGCUAUGGAGAUAAGACAGCUGUUUGUGCUUGGGAUGGCGAGUUGACAUAUAGUCAGCUGGAUGAACUAUCCUCCCAACUUGCAUGGCACCUCCAAGCACUCGGCGUAGGGCCAGAAAUUUUCAUCCCAAUUUGUUUGGAAAAGACACACUUGGCAGUAGUGGCAGUACUGGGUGUCAUCAAGUCCGGUGGUGCAUUUGUCCUUCUGGAUCCUUCUCAUCCUACUGAGCGUUUGAAGGAAGUGUAUAAAGAUGUCCAAGCCAGGGUCAUGAUCACAUCAACACAUCAAGAGAUUCCAUUGGCCACUCAACGUUUGGCAGCCACUAUUAUCGACAUCACAGAUCCAAGUUCUAAAUGGCGACAUAGUUCUACACCCAGAACACCUCCAGCCUCCUCUGUCCAGUCAACUAAUGCGGUAUGGUGUGCUUUUACAUCAGGGUCAUCUGGCCGACCAAAAGGAGUGGUCAUUGAGCAUGUCGCUUUCUGUUCUUUGACGGCAACUUAUAUCGAAAAAGCCCGUUUAACGCCCUACUCACGAGUUUUACAGUUUGCAUCCUUCGCUUUUGAUGCUUGCAUAACCGACAUCCUAGCCACCCUGCUAGCAGGCGGCUGUGUCUGUGUUCCGUCAGAGAGGGAACGUCGUGAAGAUCUUGGGAAUGCAGCAACGCGCAUGCAAGUCAACUGGGCAAACUUGACCCCAACUGUCUUUCGCACAAUGGUGCCUCCGGAUUUCCCAACCCUACAAACCGUUAUUCUUAGUGGCGAGCCUAUGUCGAUACGGGAGGUACGCGUCUGGCAAGAUAAUGUCCACUUGAUGAAUGUCUAUGGCCCAGCAGAAGGCUGUGUGAAGUUUACUCUGCAACCCUCUAUUACAUCCCAAUCUGAUUUGCGCAAUAUCGGCUAUCCUAUGGCAGGUGAUUGUUGGGUUGUUAAUCCAUCAGACCACAAUAAGCUCGUCCCAAUUGGGGCAGUUGGGGAGUUGAUUCUUGGAGGGCCAAGGAUUGGUCGGGGGUAUAUCAACAACCCUGCCGCAAACACAGCGUCCUUCAUAACUGAGCCCCCACCAUGGUUGAAGCAGUUCCGAGAGCACACAGAUGGAACUCGUCUAUAUAAAACCGGUGAUCUCGUCAGCUAUGCCGCAGAUGGCUCUUUAUGCUUUAUUGGUCGAAAGGACCUUCAGAUCAAGAUCCGCGGGCAGCGAGUGGAGACCAGCGAAAUUGAAACCAUUAUUCAGCAAUUAUUUCCACUAGCAAAGGGUGUGAUUGUCGAACUAGUGUCAAGCCAGGAGGAGAGCUCUCCAAAAGUUCUCACGGCCUUCAUUGAGGUCAAACAUGAUGGAUGUGGUGAUAUCCCCUGUCAAAGCUCCGAGAAAAGCCUUUUUGCUGUUCCCUGUGGCGAGCUUCAACGAUCUCUGGUAAUGUUGGAGCAGAAGCUACGAAAUUGGCUCCCAGUCUAUAUGAUUCCGGCGCGAUUACUGAUAGUUCGGCUUUUACCCUCAACCGCAUCCGGUAAAACAGAUCGUCGAAAAUUACGCGAGCAAGCGUCGAUUCUGAGCCUUGAAGAGCUUGCGCUGUUCACUAGCGGAAGUCAACACCAACGGCAGCUACCUUCCACGCCAGCAGAAGAGGUGGUGUGGCAGGUAUGUGCCGAAGUCCUAAAGCUUCCUGCGGAGAGCAUUGGGAUGAAUGAUUCAUUCUUCCACCUUGGUGGUGACUCAAUCCUUGCCAUUCAACUUGCAUCAAGGGCCCGUCAGAAGGGUACUAUAUUCAAAGUUAUGGAUAUCUUCCAAAGUCCAAGGCUUAUUGACCUAUCGAACAUCGCAUGCUACAGUCAAGUCCUACAGGGGUGCCCUGACCCACAAACUACCCUACAGGCUCCAUUAAUAAUGCCAGUCGCACUAGAAGAUGUCUUAGCCAACAUUCCCGCAUCUUCCCGCCAUAUACUAUACCCCGAAAAUGUUCACCGCAUCCUUCCAGUGACUGAUGGUCAGCGUCUUAGACUUCACGAACCCUGCAAGUAUUUUAUUCUCCGCAUCUGUGGCAAUAUCGAUAUAGAUCAGCUGAAUGCCACAUGCCAAGCUUUAUUGAGACGACACGAAAUCUUGCGGUCAGUCUUCCGGAACCACAAUUCUAUGUGGGUACAGAUAGUGUUAAAGCACCUUGAACUACACCUCGUGCGGUACAAAACUGAUGCUGAUCGGGACCUAUUAUCCUUUGUUAAGGAUAUCUGCGAGGAAGAUGAAAUUGCAAUCCCUCCACUUGAUGUCCCGCUCGCCUAUUUCUCUUUUGUUCAAGGCCAUGAUGAUAGCGCCUUUCUCAUACUUCGCCUCUCUCACGCGCUGUACGAUGGAUAUUCUUGGGGGAUCAUUUCCAAAGAUUUGAAGCACUUAUAUGACAACCUUGCAUUAAGCGAACCAGUUCCAUACUCGGUCCAUAUGGAGCAAUGGGCUCGGGCCCAGGUCGAUAAGAAUUCCUUGGAAUUUUGGCAAAGAUAUUUGACAGGGUUUCGAAUGUCUCAUAUCGGAGAUAUUACCCGCACAGCUUCUGCUACAUUGACCAACUCUUAUAUGGUAGAAGCGGAAACCAAGAUUCCAUUCGUCGAGCCUCCUGCGGGUAUCACACUGGCAACCGUUGUGAAAGUUGCUUGGGCAUUGACCCUUGCUCGCUUCACUGGAAUAUACAAUGUAGCAUUUGGCUUAACUACCAGCGGGCGAAGCUUGGACUCCCUUGCCACCAAUGAAAUCGUUGGUCUUUGCAUGAACCGAGUGGCAGUUUGCAUUCAACCAGAUCUCAACCAGACUGUUCUAAAAUUGAUGGAGUCUGUCCAGCGUCAAUAUGCAGAGAGUCUGGCCUUUGAGUUAGUCGAGUAUUGUAACAUUGUGGAGGACACCAAAGAGUCCAUGUUUGGAAGCGUUCUGACCUUCCAGAAUACCCGUUUUCGACAAAAGGGCUUUGAACUUGGACAGGCCAAAUGCUCGUGGGUACCUUUGAGUAUUGGCUCCCUGAGAACCCGGAAUCAUGUUGAACUAGAGGUUCUCCCCGGUGAUAACGACUUGGAGAUUUGGUUAGGAGCACCAAACAUAAUUUGGGGACAGGACCGUGCGAACGAGAUUCUCCGGGUACUGAGCCGAUUUAUUCCUCUCCUGGCCGAGAAUGCAGAGGUACGGCUGUGUAACCUUGGAUUUUAG